UCUGAGAGAGAAGGGAGCAUGCAUUCAGGCUGGGCAAGCUCAGGGAAAACCUGCAAAGGCACGCCAAAAACACACGCCAAAACAAAACCCAAAACACCCGACAAGAAACCCAAGCCCCCCCCGGCAGCCCCCACCCCUCCGCCGCACACACGCUCACACCCCCCUUCCCCCAGAGGGUCUCUAAAGGGAGAGCUUUCUUCCUCUUAUUUCUUAUGAACCCAGGAUGAGCAACAAAGAAGACCCGAGCAAGUGUUGCCCCGCGGCCGCUCCGAUCUCCAGUUUCACCAUCCAGUCCAUCCUGGGCAGCGGCACCUCGGAAGGGGGCAGGGAGCCCGGUUCAAAGGCGGCCGCAGCCUGGCCCGGCAGGAAGAGAAGUCUGUCCGUGUCCUCCGAGGAAGAGGAGCCGGAGGAAGGCUGGAAGCAUCACGGCUGCUUCUGUCCCGAGUCGCCUGGCCCCAAAGAAACGUGCCACAAACACCAGCCCAUCAGUUUCACGUGUCUCAGCAACCCGAAGGGCAGCGGAGCGGCCGUGACGGUCAGCACGGAGAGGACGCAGUUCCUCUCUCCAGCCCAACAGGACUUUAAGGAGGAGAAGGAGAAACACUUCGCCCCCAGCUCCCCCUCCGGGGACAGGCAAAGGGACGGAGGGGACAGACAGGCUAAUUCAGCCAAAAAGAAGACUCGCACGGUUUUCUCCCGGAGCCAAGUGUACCAGCUGGAGUCCACCUUUGACAUGAAGCGCUACCUGAGCAGCUCGGAGCGGGCCUGCUUGGCCUCCAGCCUGCAGCUAACAGAGACCCAGGUGAAAACCUGGUUCCAGAACCGCAGGAACAAAUGGAAAAGGCAGCUCUCGGCAGAGCUGGAGGCGGCCAACAUGGCCCACGCCUCGGCCCAGACUCUCGUGGGGAUGCCCCUGGUUUUCAGAGACAAUUCCCUCCUGAGAGUGCCGGUCCCCAGGUCCAUCGCCUUCCCAGCCCCUUUGUACUACCCAGGCAGCAACCUCUCGGCCUUACCUCUCUAUAACCUCUACAACAAGAUCGACUACUGACUCUAGCAGCCGAUGGCCCCGGCUCCCUCUCUGUAUAGCGCUCUGAUAGCCGGCACGACCUUUCCUAGAGCUCACCCGUCUGUUCUCAUACGAAAGCAAACGUGCUUCUUCCCAUGUUAAGAAAUACACCGUGUGUAUUCAUUAUUUUUUUAUUUAUGGGCUCCUCCCGGUUUCUUUAUUUUCUAGGCUGGCAUAGAGAGUUUUUGUAUCCGAUCGCCACGCACUAGCCCGGCAGAUAUCCCAGACUUUCCGAGCUCCACGGGACUUUAACCGCGCAUUUUAAUCAUGUCUCUGUCUGCACUCGCAGGUAGGAAACGAAAAACCCACAGGGAGCUUGGUUCUUUGACUCCGCAAUUGUAUCAUCCACUUCCUGUCUCCUUUCCUUAAUAUUCUUCCCUCCCUUGAAAAUAAAAUAAUAAUAAUAAUUAAAAAAAAACCUAUUUCAAAUCUGUAAAUAUUUUUAAAGGAAAUAAAACAUUUUAAACAUCGUUUGUAACUUUUGCCAAGUCGCUUGCCUGUUUGAGGUCAAUGAGC
Molecule: messenger RNA, 1582 nt
Organism: Alligator mississippiensis (American alligator)
Lineage: Eukaryota; Metazoa; Chordata; Crocodylia; Alligatoridae
Gene: HMX2
Product: H6 family homeobox 2
Exons: 2
Coding region: 224-1048 (274 amino acids)
Biological process (GO): regulation of transcription by RNA polymerase II
Cellular component (GO): nucleus
Molecular function (GO): DNA-binding transcription factor activity, RNA polymerase II-specific; RNA polymerase II transcription regulatory region sequence-specific DNA binding
Source: RefSeq, a predicted model, not a curated record